AUGACAAAUUAUUUGAGCAAUAUAAUAACAUGGUACAAAACACGGGUUUUUGAAUACAGCCCUGAAUCUAAAGGACAAAGUGCAAGUAAGACACAAAGUGCAAGUAAGACACAAAGUGCAAGUAAGACACAAAGUGCAAGUAAGACACAAAGUGCAAGUAAGACACAAAGUGCAAGUAAGACACAAAGUGCAAGUAAGACACAAAGUGCAAGUAAGACACAAAGUGCAAGUAAGACACAAAGUGCAAGUAAGACACAAAGUGCAAGUAAGACACAAAGUGCAAGUAAGACACAAAGUGCAAGUAAGACACAAAGUGCAAGUAAGACACAAAGUGCAAGUAAGACACAAAGUGCAAGUAAGACACAAAGUGCAAGUAAGACACAAAGUGCAAGUAAGACACAAAGUGCAAGUAAGACACAAAGUGCAAGUAAGACACAAAGUGCAAGUAAGACACAAAGUGCAAGUAAGACACAAAGUGCAAGUAAGACACAAAGUGCAAGUAAGACACAAAGUGCAAGUAAGACACAAAGUGCAAGUAAGACACAAAGUGCAAGUAAGACACAAAGUGCAAGUAAGACACAAAGUGCAAGUAAGACACAAAGUGCAAGUAAGACACAAAGUGCAAGUAAGACACAAAGUGCAAGUAAGACACAAAGUGCAAGUAAGACACAAAGUGCAAGUAAGACACAAAGUGCAAGUAAGACACAAAGUGCAAGUAAGACACAAAGUGCAAGUAAGACACAAAGUGCAAGUAAGACACAAAGUGCAAGUAAGACACAAAGUGCAAGUAAGACACAAAGUGCAAGUAAGACACAAACUCUUCCCUGA
Messenger RNA from Schistocerca americana (American grasshopper), 828 nucleotides. RefSeq lists its product as uncharacterized. The record is from RefSeq and is a predicted model, not a curated record. The coding region runs from base 1 to 828 and encodes 275 amino acids. The transcript has a single exon. NCBI's taxonomy places the organism in Eukaryota, Metazoa, Arthropoda, Insecta, Orthoptera, Acrididae.